CUCUCCAUUCCCUUAGCUACACUCCUCUCCCAAUUUCAACCAUGAAACAACCCUACACAUCGCCGCGGUCGGAGAACCACUCCGGCACCGCCUCAAGCGAAGGCUCGUCCGGUUCCAGCAGCGGCGACCGAGGUUACGCGCUGCUUGUGGCGGAGAAUGCAAUCGUCGUGUUCGGAAGGCGCGGCUGCUGCAUGUACUACGUCAUGCAGCGGCUGCUCUUAUCCCUCGGCGUCAACCCCACCAUUUACGACGUCGAUGAGGAGGACGAGGCCGCUGUCACCGACCAGCUUUCCCGGAUUCUCAGCAGCACUGGAGAUUCCGCCACGCAGGUGCCGCCGUUCCCGGCGGUUUUCAUCGGCGGCAAGCUUUUUGGUGACUUGGACAAGGUUUUGGAAGCUCAUAUCUCUGGCGAUCUUGUGCCACUGCUUAAAAAAGCGGGUGCCCUCUGGCUUUGACCUACAGUCUCACGCUAUGUCUUCAUUUUUGCCUUUAAUUUUUUAAAGGUUCCUUUGAUUUGUUAAAUAACAGUCUUUGUAUAUCACUGUAUCAACUCAACUUAUACUCUUAGAUCUUUUGAUUUCCAGUAAAAUAAUUUUCCAUUUGUAUAAUAUAAAGAUGGUUAUUAGACCUAACUAGGAGUAAAAUUACUUCUAAAUGUAAUAAUAAAACUGUAAUAAUUUUAGGGCA
Messenger RNA from Cuscuta europaea, 687 nucleotides. NCBI's taxonomy places the organism in Eukaryota, Viridiplantae, Streptophyta, Magnoliopsida, Solanales, Convolvulaceae. The record is from the annotation of a GenBank genome assembly.